Brugia pahangi is the source of this 357-nucleotide messenger RNA. The record is from the annotation of a GenBank genome assembly. NCBI's taxonomy places the organism in Eukaryota, Metazoa, Nematoda, Chromadorea, Rhabditida, Onchocercidae.
AUGAAAGAUCGCCGAGAUGGUGAAAAAUUCAUGGGAGAAAUUGAACAGUCUUACACAAAGCUAACAGAUUUUUUCGGUGCAUUAGCAAAGCACCGCAAGCGUGGGCAGCAUCUUCUGGCUGAAAUUGAACGAGCUAAACGUUACUUUACUUUGCAACUGUGGGAUGUGACUGUUGUGGAAGAUGCUUACCAAAAAUUUGGUGCUGGGAUUGAUGAAAUGAUGAACUCAUUUAUCUGUUCAUUAAAUAAUGAUUGUACAAUGAUAAAAUUUAAAUCAUUUCUUCAAAACACACGAAAGGCCACAAUUAAAAGACCAGUAAAAGACAAAUAUACAAAGGAGAAAAAUGUUGACGUAUAG